Molecule: messenger RNA, 1621 nt
Organism: Prorocentrum cordatum
Lineage: Eukaryota; Dinophyceae; Prorocentrales; Prorocentraceae
Source: the annotation of a GenBank genome assembly
UCCUUUUCGCAAGCAGUUGGCACUCAAUCAGAUCUGAGAUGAAACCGGGCUCACUGAGCAACGUGAACAACGUCAGCGCCUGCUGCCACUGACCGCCCGACUCGCACGCGCUGAUGACAGAACGGAAGCUGAUGGCGUCGGCCUGCAACUUUGCCUCCCGCAUCUCGACGUAGAGCGACAGCGCUUGCUGCCAAGGCCGUCCUUCCUCGCACGCUCUUGCGACAGCGCUGUAGGUGAAGAAGUCCGGCUCCUGCUGCGUCUCCGACAUAUCUCUGAGAAGCAUCAGCGGAAGCUGCCACUGCCAACUUCUCUCGCACGCGCUGAUGCCAGCGUUGCAGCAGAAGACGCCGGACUCCAGCUUCACCUCCCUAAUCUCGCCGAGCAGCAACAACGCCCGUUGCCAGCGCCCGCCAGUCUCGCACGCGCGCAUCCCAGCGCUGUAGCUAACCAAUACGACGCUGGCUUCCACCUUCGCCUCGGACAUCUCGCUGAACAACGACUGAGCCCACUGCCACCGCCCACCUCUCCAGCAGGCGCACAUCCCGGCACUGUAGCUGAUCUCGUUUGGCUCAAUCCUCACCUCCCGCAUCUCCCUCAUCAGCGAUACCGCCAGUUGCCACCGACCGCCUUUCUCGCUCGCGCUGAUCACAGCGCUGUAGCUGAUGACGUUAGGCUCCAGCUUCGCCUCCGACAUAUCGCAAAGCAGCCCCAGAGCCCGCUGCCAUUGCCAGCCUUUGUCGCACACGCUGAUCACUGCGUUGAAGCAGGUGACGUCGGGCUCAUGGCUCGCCUCCUGCAUCUCGUCGAGCAGCGCCAGAGCCCGCUGCCAUUGCCCACAUUUCUCGAACGAGCUGAUCCCAGCACUGUAGCUUAACACGUUGGGCUCCCAGUUGUCCUGACGCAUGUCGUUGAACAGCGACAGGGCAUGCUGCCACUGCUCGGCGUCUCUGCACGCGCUGAUCCCAGCGCUGUAGCUGCAUGGAUGACGGUGGGCUCCAGCUUCGCCUCACACAUCUCGCUGAGCAGCGCUAGAGCCCGCUGCCACUGCUUGCCCUUCGCGCACGCGCUGAUCCCAGCGUUGCGGGCUCUGGAUGACGUCCGGCUCCAGCUUCGCCCCCCACAUCUGACUGAGCAGCGCCAGAGCCCGGUGCCACUGUUCGCCCUUCUCGCACGCGCUGAUCCCAGCGCUGUAGCUGACGACGCCUGGCUCCAGCUUCGCCUCCCACAUCUCGCCAAGCAGCGCCAGAGCCUGCUGCCACUGCUCGCCCGUCGCGCACGCGCUGAUCCCAGCGCUGUAGCUAUAGCGUUUGGCUCCAGCUUCGCCUCCCCGAUCUCGCUGAACAGCGCCAGAGCCCGCCGCCACUGCGAGCCCUUCUGGCACGCGUGAAUCCCAGCGCUGUAGCUAUCAGAUCGGGCUCAAGCUUCGCUUCCCGCGCCUCGCCGAGCAGCCGCAGAGCCCGCUGCCACUGCCUGCCUCUCGCGCACGCGCUUAUCCCAGCACUGAGGCUGACCACGUCGGACUCCAGCUCCGCAUCCUGCAUCUCGCUCAGCAGCGAUAGGACCAACUGCCACUGAUUACCUUUCUCGCACGCGCUCAUCCCAACGUUGUAGCUGACUGUGG